UCAAUAUUUUAAUAUCGGUGCCGUUGUUAAUUUAUUCUUUAGUGUGUCAAAUGCACUUUGCUGUGUUGUGGUUCACUCCAAUUUCUCUCCCUUUUUUGUAAGUUUUGUUAAUUAACUUUGCAAUUCGUGAGAAAUCUUCAAUAAAUUUUCUGUAGUAUCCGGCUAAUCCAAUGAAUGAUUGCACGUCUUUUAUUUUUUAGGCGUAGGAAAGUUUUUUACGACGUGCAAUUUUGAUGGAUCUGGCGAAAUUCCAUUUUCAGUAAUUAUAUGUUAAAUAGACUACUUCUUUUUGUAAGAAUUCGCACUUGUCUGGUUGGAGUUUUAGAUUGUUCUCUCUUAGUCUUUGAAGAACUAAUUUUAAUCUUUUGUUAGUGUCGGUCCACAAUCUUGCUUUAAGACUAACCCGUUGUCUUUAAACGGAAGUUGUAGAGCCGUAAACCGUAGUCGUUAAAUAACUCUUUAAAGACGGUAAUCCACAAUGCAAGAUGUAAAGCGUAAGAUGUAAUGUAUAUCAGCCAAUCAGAAAACAAAUAAUGGAGUUGCGCUGUAGCAAAGACGCGUUUGUUUAUACAUGGCGAGAUGGAUAUGCGUAAUACUUUUAUUUAUGUUAACAACAUUAACAACAUUGUUUUGUUUGUGGAAUAUGCACUUGUUGCAAAUAUAUAUAAAAAAACAAAAAAGAAAAUAUCAAAAUCGACGAUGGUGGGUGCGUCCAUGUAAUCGACGCCGCUAUAUCGAGGGCUCUUUUACAGUAGUGUUCUUGAAAUAUAAAUAUACAGACCACGAAAAGUUUUUCAACCUGACAAGAUUGACAGUCGAUUUAUUUGACGAAUUACUAGAAAUAGUUGGUCCACAUCUACAAAAGGCCAGUUACAGAGAAUUUUUAUCCCUGGAAUUUCGGCUAGCAUUCACUAUUUGCUAUCUAGCCUCAGAAAAUAGCUUGCCUUCUUUGGCUAAUUAUUGGCAAAUUGGAAAGUCUACUGCCUACAACAUUGUGCAGGAAACUUGUCGCGUUAUUUCUAAUACUAUAGGUGCAACCUAUCUCUUGCCCCCAAAUCAGCAAGAAUACAGAGAAAUUGCUGAUAAGUUUUGGCAGCGAUGGAAUUUGCCCAACUGCAUCGGAGCCCUUGAUGGCAAACAUAUAAGAAUUCAAUGUCCAGCAAAUACUGGAUCUCAAUUUUUCAACUAUAAACAGUAUUUUAGUAUAGUGCUAAUGGCAACUUGUGAUGCAAAUUACUGCUUUACAUCAAUCCAUAUUGGAGAUUAUGGAUCGCUUUCUGAUAGCAGUGUGUUCAGUGCUACAGAAUUUGGUCAAGCUGUGGAAAAUGAUACACUGAAUAUACCGCCGCCAUCCCCUUUGCCCGGCACAAAUAUUAUGAUACCUUAUUAUUUUGUAGGGGAUGAGAUAUUCCCUUUACAUCACAAUUUGAUGCGCCCAUACUCUAAAUGA
Pogonomyrmex barbatus (red harvester ant) is the source of this 1450-nucleotide messenger RNA. Its product is annotated as protein ALP1-like. The record is from RefSeq and is a predicted model, not a curated record. NCBI's taxonomy places the organism in Eukaryota, Metazoa, Arthropoda, Insecta, Hymenoptera, Formicidae.